GCGGCCGCGCCACCGGCACCACAUAACGUCUCUAGGCCCGUCUUUCGGACGUGCUGUUCCCCUCUGCGAUUUACGUCACAAUCAGAAGUCAAUAGAUAAUCAGCUUGCCGUAUCGAAAGCUAAAGGAAGCGAGAGUACUCCUCUUUUUUUCUUAUGAAAAAAAUAAUAUAUAUCCCGCAUGCUGUGGCCACGUAGAGUCGUAUCAACAACAAGUUAACGACUCGGAUUGCAGGGCCAGAAACACUUUGUAUUAUUAGAUAACACCCAAGAAAGUGACUACUCGCACUCGCCCGAUUAUUCAACUCAGACCGCGCUAUCGUGCAUGGCCCCCCUGCAUUUACAUUGCAUUUCUAGUUUAAAUAAAUAAAUAAAUAAAGACCAUUAAACACGAAGCCAAAGCAUUAUUUUGUUGAUCAGCUGUUGACGUUUCGCGCGGGCCGCAUGCGUCCGCUGGGGCUGGCCGUGCACCGGUACAGCAACCUGCCGUACCAGGGCUGGGAGGUGAAGCCCGACACCAAGUCCGCCACGGCCGGGGCCGCGCCCACGGCGGCCAUCCUCAGCAUCACGGCCGCAGUCGUCAUGGUGGAGCUGUGCAUCAGGGACUCUGAGAUGUGCCUGAACCAGCUCCAGAACGGGCCGAACAACGCACUCCUGGACCUGGUGGGGAAGUUUAUGAAGCCCCGUGAGCUUUUCAAGCUGUUGAGGGGUGGCGGGCUGGACCUGUGCCCCGGGGACGACGCGGGCUGCUACCUCGAGGGCAUGGCGCCCAAGCACAGGCCCACGGAGCGCCACCUCUACCACACCAUGGCGCUGCUCUGCAACACGUACAACUUCACCUGGUCGCGGUGGAACCAGCAGGCCGGCACGCGCAACAUCGUCAUGCAGUUCCGAGAGUACAUCGACCGCAAGAAAGUGGGCAACUACAACAUGCUGUUGGUCACGCCGGCGCAUGCCGCCAUCCUGGAGUGCACGGAAGUGAGCACGCAGUUCAACACCAAGAGUGCAGACGGCCUGCCGUUCUACGCCGACCUGUUCCAUUUAGUGCAAGAUCACUGCUCACUACUGACCAAGACCCGCAUCGAAGAAAUUCCUUUCACAUUUGUCGAGACUAUGUAUGAAGUUCUGCGAACGGUGCGCCUACUUAGUUCGUCGUGAAGGAGAGACGCUGAUUGCAGUGCGACUUUUGUGAAUGAUAAGUCGUUGAAAUUCAGAACAGAACAAACAUGAUUCUAUGCCAAGCUACAUUGUAUUUGUUCUACCUGUAAAAACAUUAAUGUAAACUUAUUGUCAUAACCUUAUUAAAAUACAGUAAAGUAA
Molecule: messenger RNA, 1317 nt
Organism: Frankliniella occidentalis (western flower thrips)
Lineage: Eukaryota; Metazoa; Arthropoda; Insecta; Thysanoptera; Thripidae
Product: dynein axonemal intermediate chain 7 homolog
Exons: 5
Coding region: 442-1155 (237 amino acids)
Cellular component (GO): axoneme
Molecular function (GO): beta-tubulin binding; microtubule binding
Source: RefSeq, a predicted model, not a curated record